UCACUUUCUCUCUCUUCACUUUCUCGCUUUAGUUCCCUCACUCUCUCUCUUAACCUUCUCACUCUAGCUUCCUCACUCUCUCUCUUCACUUUCUAACUCUUCUCCUUCUACUUUCUCACUCUAGUUUCCUCACUUUCUCACUCUUCUUCUAUUUUCUCACUCUAGUUUAGCACCACCACCCCCUUUCUCUCUCUACACUAGUUUCUCCCCUCACUAUUAUUUGUUCAACUCUCUCUCUACUCUACUCUUCACUUACAUCUGGUCAGCUCUUUCUCUCUCUACUCUAUCCUCUCAAAACCACACAUUUCCUCUCACUCGUCUCAGUACAAGUCUUUCUCUCUCUACACUAGUUUCCUCUCAUUUGAGCAUCCUAUACACUCGUUUCCUUUCCCCACUUCUCUUUCUCUCUCUACACUCUCUUUCUCUCUCAUCAUGGCCAUUGCUCUGAGCAUGGUUCCAGGGUGCAAAGGAGGGGGCCAGAGUGCAUUAACCUUUGACAAAGGCCGACUCACAACAACUCAUUUGAGGCUCCGGACGCCUUCUCUUAACAAGGAGAUUUGUGCCACACUCGUAUUCACAUCGCCAAAUACCUCAUCAAAUUCUUACACCAAAGAGAGGGAACAGCUGGGAAUGACGAUCAAGGUUCCCAUUGAUCACGAAGAGCAUCAAACCUCUGUUUUCGAUGAGGAGAAGAAGGAAUUAAUAUUAGAUGGAUUUGUGGCCCCUGAUAUGAAUACCUUUGGCCAUUCAUUUAGGGACUAUGACGCAGACAGCGAAAGGAAGAGAUCUGUUGAACAAUUCUAUAAACUGAGCCAUAUUUAUCAAACCUAUGAAUUUGUGCAAAGGAUGAGAAAGGAAUAUGGGAGUUUGAACAGGGUAGAAAUGAGCAUUUGGGAAUGUUGUGAGCUGUUGAAUGAGUUUGUAGAUGAGAGCGACCCGGACCUUGAUGAGCCCCAAAUUGAACACCUGUUGCAAACUGCUGAAGCCAUCAGGAGAGAUUAUCCUGAUGAGGAUUGGCUGCAUUUGACCGGCCUUAUCCAUGAUUUAGGAAAGGUUCUUCUUCAUCCAAGCUUUGGGGCACUUCCUCAAUGGGCUGUAGUAGGGGACACAUUCCCUGUAGGAUGCCGCUUUGAUGAAUCCAAUAUCCAUUACAAGUAUUUCAAGGACAACCCUGACUUCAACAACCAAAAAUACAACACCGAGUUUGGAGUCUAUACAGAAGGGUGCGGACUUAAUAAUGUGCUUAUGUCUUGGGGCCAUGAUGACUACAUGUAUUUGGUGGCCAAGGAAAACAAGACAACUUUGCCUGAUGCUGCUCUCUUUAUCAUUAGAUACCAUUCUUUCUACCCACUACAUAAAGCUGGGGCUUACAAAUACUUUAUGAAUGAGAAGGAUCAUGAAGGCCUUAAAUGGCUCCAAGUGUUCAACAAAUACGACUUGUACAGCAAAAGCAAAGUCAGAAUUGAUGUGGAGAAAGUGAAGCCUUACUAUAUCUCUCUUAUUAACAAGUACUUCCCAAAAAAGUUGAGAUGGUAAAGCAUGGGAUUGACAUCUUUCAAUAGAAUGGAGAAGUGAAACUUGAAGGCAAAGGGUGCAUCUUAGGGGGCUAAGAGAUUUUUAUUUUCUUAUCCAUCGCUUUUUUGUCAUCAAUAUAAAGAAGGAUGUCUCUUGCGUCAAUUAAUAAUUAUGGUAAUGAGUACAAGUUAGGGUUCUUGUGUAUGGGGUUGGUGGGAAGCUUAUUCCCUAUAUAUGAACUCAUUGCUGUAAAUUGGUGGAUCUAAAAUAAAUGAAAUCUCCAUUUUGUUUGGUGUGCAA
Amborella trichopoda is the source of this 1815-nucleotide messenger RNA. RefSeq names its product inositol oxygenase 1. Gene Ontology annotation, molecular function: inositol oxygenase activity; iron ion binding. The record is from RefSeq and is a predicted model, not a curated record. Gene Ontology annotation, biological process: inositol catabolic process. Gene Ontology annotation, cellular component: cytoplasm. Lineage: Eukaryota; Viridiplantae; Streptophyta; Magnoliopsida; Amborellales; Amborellaceae.